Molecule: messenger RNA, 588 nt
Organism: Opisthorchis viverrini
Lineage: Eukaryota; Metazoa; Platyhelminthes; Trematoda; Opisthorchiida; Opisthorchiidae
Exons: 4
Coding region: 1-588 (195 amino acids)
Source: RefSeq, a predicted model, not a curated record
AUGAAGCACGAGGGCUGGGAUACUGCCAGGUUGCCGAAGCCUAGACAGGAGAAGUCGAGAGGCAGAGGGAGUAAAAAGAAUUCGGAUACUGCAUACGUAUGUAUAUGUGCGCCGUGUGAACAGGUGGCACGUAGUUAUAAGGUUUCACCAGCCCACUAUCCACGUACAUUGUGGGUCUCAGUCGUUCAUUUAUUUCCAUGUAAUUCCUACUAUUAUGGACAUCAGACAAACAUGCUUCUCCUUGAUGCUUUCAUGGUCACCCGGGUCUACAAUAUGAUGAUAACCUGCUAUGCCAUACGAAUGAAGCACGAGGGCUGGGAUACUGCCAGGUUGCCGAAGCCUAGACAGGAGAAGUCGAGAGGCAGAGGGAGUAAAAAGAAUUCGGAUACUGCAUACGUAUGUAUAUGUGCGCCGUGUGAACAGGUGGCACGUAGUUAUAAGGUUUCACCAGCCCACUAUCCACGUACAUUGUGGGUCUCAGUCGUUCAUUUAUUUCCAUGUAAUUCCUACUAUUAUGGACAUCAGACAAACAUGCUUCUCCUUGAUGCUUUCAUGGUCACCCGGGUCUACAAUAUGAUGAUAACGUAA